AAGGGAAGCUACAUAUGGUAUUUAAAGCAUUGCGAAGGGAGGUUAUUGGCUAUUGCAGAGAAUAUCUAAAAGGAGGAAGCUACAUGUGAAGACUAUUACUGUAGCCUUUCACAAUCAGCCAAUCAGCCCUCCCCCUGUCCAAGUGGCGUUAAUAACCAGACACAGAGAGGUAGCUACGGAGCAGAUGAAGAUGAAUCCAUGGACCCUCUCUGUGCUCCUGCUGCUAGCUGGGCCGCUGGGGGCGGACCCUGACUGGCACGUGGAGUACCCUGACUCCUUCUGCGUGGUGGAGGGCUCCACCGCCACCAUCCCCUGCAGCUUCACCCACCCCGCGAGGGUCAAGGUGGGGCGGGUGGUCUGGAGGUUCAAUUACGAGCACAACGUGUACAACAGCAGCAACGUCCGGGCCAACAGCAGGUUCCUGUACCUGGGGGACCUCAUCGGGAACUGCGCCCUGAAGAUCAUCAAGACGGUGAAACGGGACACUGCAACGUACCGCUUCAGCUUCGAGACCAACUUCGGAUGGUGGACCGGACUUAAUGGAGUCAGAGUCAACGUCACCGGACUAUAGGAAGAGACUAUACCUGGUUCCCAUUGGGGAGGGAUUAGUAGCUUCCUGUAGUCAACCUUGAGCAAGAUGUCCUCACCCACCUGCUCCUCAUGAGAUGUUUCUGGAUGUCCUGGAAGACGCUUUGGAUCAAAG
Gadus macrocephalus (Pacific cod) is the source of this 703-nucleotide messenger RNA. RefSeq names its product myeloid cell surface antigen CD33-like. The coding region runs from base 185 to 571 and encodes 128 amino acids. The transcript has 3 exons. The record is from RefSeq and is a predicted model, not a curated record. Lineage: Eukaryota; Metazoa; Chordata; Actinopteri; Gadiformes; Gadidae.